This is a messenger RNA of Cydia pomonella (codling moth), 10775 nucleotides long. RefSeq lists its product as uncharacterized. The transcript has 12 exons. The record is from RefSeq and is a predicted model, not a curated record. Bases 1128 to 2951 code for a protein of 607 amino acids. Lineage: Eukaryota; Metazoa; Arthropoda; Insecta; Lepidoptera; Tortricidae.
CUAUUCGGAAAAGUGCUUUUUCCUCCUUGCUAGGAGGGAUCAAAGUGGCACUUUUUUUGCUCUAGGACACAAUUUUUUAGUAUUUUGCAUACUAUUUGUUUAGCUUAAAUAUUUUUUCAAAUCAUAAUUUCUUCGUAGGCACCAACAAAUUUACAAACCAAUCUUUAGUUUGAUUUUAUUUAUUAUUUUAGGUGGUUGCUGCUGUCUUAGAAACAAUAUAGUUAUUAUGCAACGAUUCAUAAUUACGUCUUAAAUUCUCGGGCAUGUCUUAAGAAAUCUCAAAUUCGUUUCAUUUUUUUAACUUCGGUCCUUGAAUUUUAAAAACCCUUAUUAUGUACCUAUUGCAUAUCAUACUAUUAUAAUAAGCAAAUAUUUCCAUAAUCAAAAGCAUAUUCCAACCGAACCAAAUAGCAAGUUUAAUAUGCCAAAUUGAAUAUCAGAGUAUGUACUAUAAAGUUAAUCUAGUUUAAAGUGAUGGAUGGGCGAUCCCAAGACACUAAUUAAUACGCAAUAUUUAGCUGAGAUGAACAUUACAUUAAUAUUAAACCAAUAUUCAGAAUACAUUAUGAGUAGGUCUCUUUUCCCAGUAGACAAAAUUUAGUCAAGACAUCAAUCGUUUCAUUUACAUAUUUAUUCCAAAACUUUUUUAUUUCUUGGUAUUUCUUUAAAAUAAUAUAUCUGGACUUAAACCUGAAUUAUAAAACUGAGACAGUAUUUUAUAUCAUCAAUGUUUCCAGGUAAGAAGAAUAUUACAUAACUUGUCAGUUUCAAAUUAAAUUACAUUAACUUUCUCGUUUGAAGCAACUGUUCCGAACUUAAUUUAAGCAUAAUCAAAUCAUUAUCUGAGGCCUUCCUUAUUAAAAUGAAUCAAACUCCAGAAAACAAUAUAAUUUAAACUUUAAUCGAAACCGUUCAAACAACGCCCGAAACCAUUACGUUCCUUUACAAACAAAACAUUUGUAAUAAUACUAAAUUAAUUCUGUCCACAGUCCUAACAAAAGUGAUAUAAAAGCGGUAAAGUUUUAGUGUUCAACUAAAAGUGUUACCAGUUUUCAAAAGUGUUCGAUUUUCAAAGUGACCGUUGUCUCGCUAGUGAUGUGACCGGCGAUGACAGUUGCGUAUCCAAGAUGGCGGGUCGGCACAAGCCCACAGUCAGGCAUUUCCACAACCAGCCGGAGCUGCAGCGGGGCGGCAGUCUGGGCCUGAUGCUGAGGUGGAUCCUGCUGGUGUGCCUGGCGAGCUGCGGGCCUUUGGGGAACACCGUCAAACAAGAUGGCUGCGCCUUCCCUGCACGCUGGCAUGGUCGCUGGUUCCAAUCCGGCGUCAUCCAACCCAUCUCCAUCGAGGGGGACCGUCUCUCCAACAAGGGGCGGUGCCUCUCGUCUGAGGGGGAUAAGUUCCUUAUUGUCGAUGAGAAAGGGUGUUAUCGAUGUGUGGUCAUGCACGAAAAACAUACCAACGUUCUGCAAUAUAAAGAAACGUUCUGCCAUCGUCGAGACGCAUUACCUCACCUCUGUUCUCUCAUCACCGGAGAUGCUCUCCUCUACUCCAUGUUCAGGGAAAACGCUGAUCCUGUCGACUGCCCGCUGAAAGGGCCCUUCUCCUUUACUUAUAACAGGGGGCAUGGGGACUGCAAAAUCCCCGUGUCGUCCAUCGAGAGCUGCACAGAAGAUUCCCGGCUUCUGCUCAACUACCAGGCAUGUCCUGAUAUUUCUGCGUCUGAAAGUACAGUGGAAGAACUAGAAUGCCUAGCAACGUGGAAAGAAGGCAGCCUCCGGUUUCUCGUCGGAAAGCUGCACCACAACCACGCCACCAGCAACGAGGACCGCUACCGCUGCUUCGUCUACGAGAAGACUAAUGGUAUCGCAUCAACAGGCGUAAAAGAGGGCCCAGGCUCCGCUGACGUGGAGUACCGAGUAGCCCAAUCGGGGGAUGCGACCUGCAAUGGACUGUUCAGCGCCACGGAGGGAAGUAGGACUAUGGCCUUGAAGCGAGUAUCAAUCCGCUCCAACUGCCAAUUCCCGAGCUGGAUGACAUUCUCCCACACCUGGCACACCCUCGACUACAGCUCCAACUACACCUUCUACCAGCGGAACGCCACACUCCGCAUCACUGACAAGUCUGGCGCUGACAUUAAAGUGUAUUGCGUCAGCGUGAAAGCUAGUUCGCCUAGCGGAAAUUCUGUGGCAUUGGUGGCGCAUUGGCAGCAUCACUGCGUCUCCCGCUACGUGUGCGUAGUCCUAUAUCGGCGGGACACAUACAUAGCGGAGUUGCAGCGCGGCGCGCCCACCGCGCGCGCAGAUGACGCCUGCUCGAACCAUCAUUUCAACGCCGUCUCCGAGCCCUACGUCACGCUAGUCGCAAGCAACCCCGAAUCAAAAGAAUGUCCGUAUUCCGGGAAAUACGAGAUACAGAACCGUCACGAACGAAGCGUUAGGUCUAUUAGUGAACCCAAUAUUAGAAAUGGUAGUAGGCUGUUCAAUUUUAGUAUAAGCAAUAUGUCGAGCGCGCCGAUGCUACGGAGUCGGCGGGAAGUGGACGCUGGGUGUGUGGUCAGCGGGUUCGAUCGGUUGGAGGUGGGCUGUAACUCUGCGAAGAAUAUGGAGUUUUAUUCGAGCUGUGAGAAUAAGGAGGUUAUGACAGCGUACACAUGCCACGGCGGCUGGUACGAGAACGGCGCGUCGUUCGUGGUGACGACGCCGCUGACGCGCGACAGCCGCGCCGCGCGCCGCUACUGCUUCGUGUCGCGCGAGCAGCGCUCCGCGCUCGCGCUCGCCCGCAGCGCCGCCAACUGCGAGCGCGCGCCCGCCGCCGCCGGCCAGCUGCUGCUCAGCGCGAGGAAUACUGGUGAAUGUCAAGAUCAAACCAAUGCCCAGCCCCUCCAGAGGCUACCUUCACCCACCAUCAUCAUCCUGACAGCUGUCAUUCUACACUACAUCAUACCGAGAUGAUUCUGUCAUGUCUACAACUGUAACAUAGCUUAAUUAUAAUUAUGUAAGGCUUAGAUAAAACCAAAGUGGAAUAAAAACUUAGGCAGGGUUUAAAUGUUUAUGGACUCAGCGUCAGCACACCCUAACGCUAUAUGCAUACAAGUUAGGACCAAGCUAAACGCCUUAACAGACGGGCGUACAGGAUAGCGACCUUGGUCCGGUCAAAAUAUCUAUGUCGCACUCACUUAUACCUGCGUCCUUAACAGACGUACGGCGGACCACCUUACAUUCGAUCGAACAGGCCUCAGAAAAGACCAAGUUCGCGGCAUGCUUGUCUGUUACAGCUAUGACUUUGCACCAACAUUGACGUGACAGAUGUGGAAGUGUUGACGUCAUAAUUUCAUAAUUAUUUCACUAUGAUGGUACUUCGCACUCUGUGACUACAGUCUGUUCAGAGUUAAAGUGCCUACAGACAGCUGCACCGGACCGCGACCUUGGUCCGGUCCAAGACUUGUUCGAUCGUGCGUAAGGUAGUCCUCCAUACGUCCGUUAAGCAUGCAGCUGUAAGUGAGUAGGAGAAAGAGAUAUUUUGACCGGACCAAGGUCGCGGUCCUAUACACCCGUGUGUUACGGCUUUUUUGCUUGGUCCUUAUUGUAUAAAUCUUAAAAAAAAAUAAUAACACGGCUCAGUCGUUCAGCCAAUGAUAUAAUGCCAUAGAUCCCAUAUGUUUAUAUUGAUUAUUGUACCUCAUUGGUCAUUGGCCUAAUGAUUGACACUCUAUUGUUUACAUUGUUUUGAAUCUCUAAUUAAUUUUUAUUCUUCUUUGGUCAAAUUAAUUAGUAAAAAAAAUAGAAAUAGUAACUAAGCCCUUUCACGUACUGUAUGCUGUCAAUUUUGUUUUUUGUGCCUGCGAGUUUUGAUGUAAUUUUUUUGUACCUCUCGUAUUUUGUAUUUAUAAAUACACAUGUUAUGAUUGACGUUGUUUACUAGACAUUUGAAGUUUACUCGUGACGAUUUAAAAAGAUGUAGCUGGUUUAAUAUUUAGGAUCCAUGCAGAAGUUAAAAAUAUACAUACCUACUUGAUACAUUCAUUGAAACUAUUAGUAAAUAUAUGUUUUUAAGUCUACAGGUUACAGUUUCUAAUUCUGCUAAUAAAUAAUCAAAAUGUUUUUAAGAAGAGUUCAUCAGAUAUCUAGUAAACAGAUAUUUAUAUAAAUAGGUAACCAAAUAUCAAUCACAUAUAAUGAUUACACAUAAUAUAUCAUAGAUAGUCCCAAAUCGCCUAACUUUUCAUGCAAUCCUAGUUAUGAGAUGCAAUUUAGCAGAAAAAUAAUAUAGAAUGAGCUAUAUAUUAAUCUUAGAAUACCUAGCCUACAUUUAUUUCCAUAGGUAAAUUAAAGUUAUAUUACCUCUACAAAAUCCCUAUUUCAUAAUAAACAUUUCAAAUAUUUUUGAUGUAGAUACUAAAUUUAAUUUCUUGCAAACACUAUGCAUAUUUUAAAAUAAUAAUUUAGAUCUGGCAAAUUAAUUUAAUCUAUAAAUAGCGAUGUCUCGAGUGAAAGCAGAUAUGAACACAAACGGGCUUACAUGAAAGGUCGCCCAGGAUCGCGCAAAAUGGAGGAAAGCAAGUAGGAAAGCGGGGCUAUAACUGCGAAAAUUUUUCUUUGUCACUCUAAUUACGUCUUAGUGAGAGUAAGAGAGAAAAAUGCCCGCAAUUUGCGAAUUUCGGUUUUCGCGGUAGGUCCCCGGACCCUGGCAAAGGCCGGGAUAACGAUAGAUAGAAGAAGAAUAGAAAGAGUGGGCAAAUUUUAAAAAUGUACGCGCAAUCAAAAGAAAAAUAAUUAUAAAACAAAUAAAUUGAUAAAAAUUGUUUCGCGCCUUUUCUACUGAUAAAUAACUAAUUUGCCAGAUUAAACCUACCGUAAUCAGACCAAAUAUUUUCGUUACAAAAAAGACUGCAAAUAAAAAAAAUGGUACGGAACCUAUGAUGGCUUCUCUAUACGAUGGGCCAUCUUACUGGGCCACUGAGAUGGGCCAGCGUGUGGAGAGCAUAGUGGUGUUGGAUGGCUUAUGGCGCGGCGGGGUGGCGAUGGGAUGGCCGCGGUGUCGGUUUUUCGUCCGUACAUCAAAAGUAGUGGGCCAGUGAUGGCAGUACUGUAUCUACACGUGGGCCAUUCCACAGUGCGUGCUCGAACACGGUUUCAACCAUCGUAUGGCCAUUUCGCUGAUCCCGCGCUGGGCCAUCGUAUAGAGGAGCCAUUAGUGAUUUUGAAUUUUGCGCCUUUUUUAACGGUUGAAAUCAUCUGUAUUAUUUUGUUUAUGGCAUUCAAAUCGGUUUUCUUGUAAAUAUACAUUUUGUAGCCUUUAUAACUUAGAAACGCACAUUCAAUUAACAUGUUGUAGCGUAUUUCAUCUUUUUUGCCACGAAAACAUUUUUUUCACCCCCUACACCCUCGUUAAAUUAAAUGUGGAAGGGAUGAAUAUUAUGCUUACCUAUUUGCGUUACUCUAAUUAGUUUUAGGCGUUAUAAUGAAGACUUUAAUUCAACGUUUUUCUAUUGGAAAACUGUCAUUUUCUGUAGUUACUGCUAAAAAAUAAAUCGUAAAAGGACAAGAUUUUUAGUUUGAACAAAAUAUAUAAACACUUUUUAUACACUUGCCCUGAAGCAUACCUACUUAUUUUAUAUUAUGAUUUUUAUGGUUUUUUUUAGUUCAAAUCGGCACGUACUCGUAUUAAUUGUUAGUGUGGGGAGAGGGUAAUUUUUGAAAUAAACAUUUUAUAUUAGAAUUUGUAAAUAAAGCUAACUUUGUUUUGUUCAAUUUUGAACGGCAGAAAAACGUUGAAUGCAAAACAGAUGAUUUGCUUAUUAGAUCUACAAAAUGAUGUGAAUGGUUGUGAUAUAUUUCUUGUUGCAACAAUUAUAAAUAUAUUAGAAGCUUUUCUAUAUUAAUAUUUCACUGCUGAAUUAUUGAUAUUUAUGUUUAUGUAAUUUUGACGACGUUAAGUUUAAUGACGUUACAAAAAAAAAGUCGAAAGUCAUACAGAAUGUAUUUUUUUAAUGGUGGUUAAGACAGUGUUCAGAUAUUUUUCUUGUACGCUGAAAUAAAUUUAGAAAGCCUAUCCUAACUUUUUUUAACCUAGGUUGGGGUCUAGUGAGCCUGAAUUGAAAUAAGAUCGAAUUGAAAAAAAAAACUUACUAACCGUAGGCAUUUUCCAAAAUAUGAAAACGGCAUUAAUAAAAAGUUAGGCAGUACUUUUUCCUAGGUAUUAAAAAAAUACAUUUGUAUAUAUCAACGUAUGUUUUAUGUCCUUCAACAAAAUGAAAUAAUCAUAAAUGCCAUUUGUCACCGAUUAUUGGUUUAAAUUAAACUUAUUAAUUUUAAGAAAUGCUCAGUUACAAAAACUAGGUAUAAAGCACAACCAACUUUAACUGUACUGCACUGUACGCACUGUAAAUCUUCCUUUGUAGAUAGACACAAUACUCAUUGCAAAAUAUCAUAAGAACAGUUAGCUUUAAUACUCUGCGUCGGAGACUGUAUAUUUCUUAGUUAUUUUCUAUACAUUUGUUGAAUUAGUGUCCAGUUUAGCAUUUUUCUAUUACAUGAGAAUAUCAUAGCAUCUAACUCUAUCACAAUGAGUUUUCUAUAAGCGCUACUACGGAAGCUCAAACUCAAUAGCAUUUUAUACAAUCUCGUACCUUACUUAGGCAACUCAGCAAGCUUCGUUGCCUAAAUACGGUGCUCGACUUAAAAGCUGGAUUAUAUCACUAUCGUAUACAAUACUUUUUCUACGAGUCACCUAAAAUAAUACUUUUAUUAGUAUAAAACCUAAAUAAAUGUAAAUUGGUAAGUAUCUCAGUAGACAAAAUGUAGUACAAAAGAUAUAAACGCGCGACCCCCCGCCCGCUCGUCCCCCGUUUAAAUGAAGCGCGGCGACACGUGAUUGGUAUUUUUUUAUAGUUGACUACAGCGUAUCGAAAUGAAUAUUAUAUUUGAGUUGUGAGCCCUUUCAUGAAAAGUACGCAAUUAUAGUUUGAUAUACGAAUUCUUAAUUCAACCAUAACAGUCGACGAGUAGAAAAACCAUUUAUUUAACGUAAAGCCUGCAUUUUAGUCUAAAUAAAUUGAAAAAUCCAAUGCUCGAAAACAAUAGGCAGUAAAAAAGGCACCCUGUAUUUAAAGGUCUGUCGCCGAGGAGGGAUAAAAUCGUACAUUGACUUUUAUUUGUGUCUCUGCCACUCGUAUAGGUACGUAUAGUGCCGUUACACUCAGCCGCGAAAGACGGCGUUAAAAAUGCACUCGAGUGACAAAGACAGCGAAUGAAGAAACAGAAAAUUCAAACAAAAAUUUAAAAAUGAACUAAAGAGUUAGUGCUUUCGUAGUAGCCAUAUUAUUAAAAUUUUCACUUGGAAGCUUAAAAUAUGUACAAAAAUUGUUACACGUUAUCGCCUAGAUAAAUAAUGAUUUAGCAAUAAUUUUAAGAUUUUCCGAUUAUUUUUGUUAGUUUUGUUAACCAUAAGGGCGCGUUUACACUCACAGUAUGCGGCCUAAGUGUGAACAGUGUUGGCCAGUUGAAACGUUAAUGCAAUUGACUAUUAACCAUUAUAAAUUGAACCGUAAACUGUAACCGUCUGUUACGGUUCAAUUUGUAAUGUGUAAUGGUCAAUUGCAAUUAACGUUCGGCCAACACUGAGUGUGAACAUUAUUUCAAUGCAGCGAUUAGAGUCGGACCACGCUAAGUUUUCAUGCCAAGUGCUCCGUGAAGUAUGGAGCUUAUAGGGAUAUGUAUGUAUUCUGACUGCCAAGUUUGUGCAAAGUUAGCGUGGUCAGAGUGCCUACCGCGAACCACGUUCGACUUGUUGCCUCCCUGUCACACUUACGUAAGAAUUUACAAGUGUGACAGAGAGGCAACACGUCGAACGUGGGUCUGCAUUAGUUAAGUCAUCGCAUGUAAAAAAAAUACGGGUUGCCUGGCAACCCCUUGUUUCAAUAUGGCGAUCGCAUAAAAGUGCGUCCAGAUCCAGCGAAUGCCUCGCGAGUGCGCAUGCAUGUUUGCUGUAGAUUGCGCGCUUUAUGUGAACCUUACUACAGUAACGUUUGUUAUAUUGUUUCGUUUUUCUUUUUUGCCAAUCCACCUCACAGCGUACUUGACCCCGUAGUAAAAAGGCGUUAGAAUUGAAACCAUCUUGAGGGUCCAAGGUCCAACGGAUUAUUGACUUUAUUUCUAUGAAUAAUCGAUUACAGGUCGAAUAAUUGAUAAAAGGCCCCUGGCAUCUACUCUGAAUGAUAAUUUUCAGAUAGUGGCCCUUUAUCUAUGAUUUGAAUCUAUUGUUUAUAGGGAUAAAGUCUUUACCUAAUCCGUAAAUCCGUUGGACAUUCAAGAUGGUUCUAAGUGUUCUAACGACUUUUUACUACGUGGUCUUUUAAUUUUUGCGUUAAACUUUAUAAUGCUUUGUAUUCUUAUACGAAUACGCUGUUAAUAGGAUUGGCCAAAAAACUAAACACUAGGCCCGCGAUCUCUAUCAAACAUGCGUCCGCACUCGCGCGCGGCGGAUUCCCUAGGUCUGGACAAGACGCACCUUUGUGUGAACGUAGUGUAUUUGACACUAAACAAUGGUUACGCAGUUAGCCGCAAACAAGGUCUAAUGUAAACGUGCUCUAAGCUCACUUAGUUUUGUAAAUCUUAAUUUAAUUUUAAUACCGUACCAGCGAUGUAUAAAUUGUCUAAUGUUGUUUUUGUAGCCUUAACAUAAUUUUGUACAAUAUCUACUCAAUUUACAAUUCUUUGUUUACAAGUUACAAGCCCAUUUGAUGGUCGCUUGGUAUCAACUUUAUAGUUAAGAGUUAAUAUCAUUGGAUACCACUCUUUAUGUUUAAUUGUGAUGCAGCUACCUCUUGUUACAGUAGCUGCAGAGAAAAGGUACCCGUGCAUACAAACUUCUAUGCAGUGGUACCAUUUUUCUGCAGCUGACUACAUACGUACCUUUAGUAAACACCCGUAUAAUGGACCUGACACCAAUAAUGAGACGUAAACCACAAAUCCUGUAAAAUGACUGUACAACUACGAAACGUCAGUUUUUACCAUAAACAAGAGUCAUAUGGCAUUGUUCGAGUUUGACGUUUCAUUAAUUUCGGUCUCUUUUCAAAAAAAUAUGGCGUCAUUUAUUUCCAUGAUUGGAGAAAUAAACAGCUUUGAUUUGUUAAUUAUAUUGAAACCAAUUGAUGUAAAAGCAGUAGGUAGGAAUUUUAGAGGUAUCAGUGAGAUACCAAAAAUACCCAAAUUUUCUCUAUAUGUCUCAUGCUUGGUCCCGUUAAUAUACAUGGUAUUCUGUCUGUUCUAACAUCCAUGUUUGAUUAUUUUUUAAAUUGUUGGCAUACUUGGCAUGUACAAAUUUUUGUUUUGUAUACAUUUUAUUGAUUAGUAAAUAUAUUCACAGCUGAGACUCAAUUUAAAUAGCUCUCGUCUAUACCUACACAGAAUAUUAGCGCGAUUCUUUACCCUUUCAUUUUGGUAUGACUUCUCAUAACUAGACAAAAAUAGAAGUACCUAGAAGAAAUCGUUCUAAAAGCGAUUUUUUUUUAAUCAAUUUACAGUUGAGGGCUCACCCACUUUCCUUUUAAUCGUUAUAAAAUAUAGUGGUAUCUAAAGUUAGUAGCUCUUUGCAUAAUAUUAGUGUUUCGGUGACACAAAAAAAGUUGGUGAUAUUAUAAAAUAACUCCCUACAUAUUGUAAUGUCAGUGGGGUGACACUCGACUUUUCGGGCGCUCUCGGCUCAGGAAUUGCUACGAGCAAUAAAAUUAUUAGGUUGGCAACACUUGACGUUCCUUUGCGUGCACAACCACAGAUAAGAUAAUUACUUGAAAUUUUACAACCCUAAACCCUUUGAAAGGGAUAUUUGGCAGUGUUGGCCAAACGCUAAUUAGUAGUGACCAUUUACCAUUACAAAUUGAACCGUAAACCGUAACGGACGGUUACAUUUUACGGUUCAAUUUGUAAUGGUUAACGGUCAAUUCUAAUUAACGUUCGGCCAACACUGGAUAGUGACAACAUUAGAAUGGGACAACAUGAUUCGUUCCCGAAUCGCUGUCAAACUUCGGUUUUGUAGGUAGUGUCAUUUCUGUACGGUAUCACUAUUAUUUAUUCUGUUCUGUGGUAAUGUUAUCAUGGAGAUCUUUCAACAGCGGGUUACGAAAUAUUAACAAAAGUUGAGUUGAUUAUGAACUUUUGUAGAAUGCAACUGCAUAAUGUGGCUCGUGGAGAAGUAAUUAUGAAUUACAUAAAUAUUUUUUAUUGAUGACCGCUAUUCUCCUCAAACCACAGCAGACUCCUAGAGAUUGCUCGUACAUAAGACGAUAAUAUCGAGGGCUUCAUGCUAAAGGGGCGUAUAAGCAAGAACCCUACUUUUCAGGAGAGACAAAAAACUGAAUAACUUUUGUUACAUUGUACCGAUUGUUCUACAGUUUUGCAUAGAGUAUUUAAAUUACUGUCUGUUUCAUGUGUCAUGCCUAGUUUCGUUCUACGUAUUCUAAAAAGCAGUAAUUAUGUAGUUACGCCUCUUUACCACGACAAUAAUUUCCGACAUAUAGGUUGAAAUUUUUUGAAAAAUACUUGAGAUUUAUGGUCGUAUAAUUCAUUUUUUUUUCUAUUCGAUAAUUUAAUCAUGAAAGGAGGAAAUACUGUUAAUAAUGCGAAAUACUUUAAUUUUACAGUAAUUUAGUCAUCAUUGUGUAGUUUCUUCUAUUUUUUCUGAUUUUUAUACGCCCGUCUGGGCUGACGAAUCUAUCGUGUAAGUAUCCUUUAUUUGUGGCCGUAUAAUAGGGCGCCAAAUUAUAUUUUGACUAAAUA